GUGAACAGGAUUCUCCUCCUCCUUCCACGCUCUCCUUCUCAUUCGAGAUUCCCGAUCAUCCCUUCCAUUCCGAUCGAAUUCGCCAUCAAGAUCUCCCUUCCAAUUGGUUUUCUUCCCAUAAUUGUAGAUAUCUUCCCUUGUGAGCACCAUUACGGGCAGCGCCAUGGACGCCAUCGAUGAGUUGAGCCAGCUCUCGGAUUCUAUGAUUCAGGCGGCCGCCGUUCUCGCUGAUGAGGAUGUCGACGAGACUACACCAUCGAAAAGGACUGCUACAUUCCUCAAUGUCGUUGCCCUUGGCAAUGUCGGAGCUGGUAAAUCAGCAAUUUUGAACAGUUUGAUAGGUCACCCUGUCCUGCCCACAGGAGAAAAUGGUGCCACUCGAGCACCGAUCAGCAUUGACCUUCAAAGAGAUAACUCCCUCGACAAUAAAUCAAUUGUCUUGCAGAUUGACAACAAGUCUCAGCAGGUUUCCGCAAGUGCGCUCAGGCAUUCUCUUCAGGACAGGCUUAGCAAGGGUGCAGGGGUACAUAGUUCAGGAAAAAGCCGGGCUGAUGAAAUUUACAUGAAGUUACGCACUAGCACAGCUCCUCCAUUGAAGUUGAUAGAUUUACCUGGACUUGACCAGCGAGCUAUGGAUGAGUCCAUGAUCAGUGACUAUGCUGCACGCAAUGAUGCUAUAUUGCUGGUCAUAAUACCAGCUGCCCAAUCACCUGAAAUUUCUUCAUCUCGAGCCCUUAAGUUGGCCAAAGAGUUUGAUUCAGAAGGUACCAGAACUAUUGGUGUUAUCAGCAAGAUUGAUCAAGCAUCUGGAGACCAGAAAACUCUUGCAGCUGUUCAGGCACUUCUAUCAGAUAAGGGCCCACGGCUUGCAUCUGAUGUUACUUGGGUUGCUCUAAUUGGGCAAUCUGUUUCUAUUGCCUCAGCACAAGCUGGAUCAGUUGGCUCUGACAACUCACUGGAAACUGCCUGGCGAGCUGAGAGUGAAAGUCUUCGAUCCAUUCUCACUGGGGCUUCUCCGAGCAAGCUUGGUAGGGUGGCUUUGGUUGAUACUAUUGCUAAACAGAUACGCAAUCGUAUUAAAGUCCGACUCCCAAACCUCCUCUCUGGGUUGCAGGGCAAAUCCCAAAUGGUUGCGGAUGAGCUAGUCAGGCUUGGGGCACAAAUGGUGGAUAGUGCUGAAGGAACCAGGGCAAUAGCUUUGGAGCUUUGCCGAGAAUUUGAGGAUAAAUUCCUCCAGCAUAUUUCCUCUGGUGAGGGUGGAGGUUGUAAAGUGGUGUUAAGUUUCGAAGGAAAUUUUCCUAAUAGGAUUAAGCAGCUACCCUUGGAUAAGCAUUUUGAUAUCAAGAAUGUUAAACGGAUUGUGUUGGAAGCAGAUGGUUAUCAGCCAUACCUGAUAUCCCCUGAAAAAGGGGUGAGAUCCUUGAUAAAAGGAGUGUUGGAACUUGCAAAAGAGCCAUCACGUCUUUGUGUUGAUGAGGUGCAUCGUGUAUUGAUAGAUAUCGUUUCUGCUGCUGCAAAUGCUACACCUGGUCUUGGAAGAUAUCCUCCAUUCAAACGGGAGGUUAUUGCGAUUGCAUCUGCUGCUUUAGACGAUUUUCGAAAUGAAGCAAAAAAAAUGGUCGUUGCCCUUGUUGACAUGGAACGUGCUUAUGUUCCUCCUCAACACUUCAUUCGAUUGGUGCAAAAAAGUAUGGAUAGACAGCGCCGUGAGGAGGAGAUUAAGAACCGAUCGUCUAGGAAGGGAAAUGAGGCUGAGCAAUCCACUUUAAACAGAGCAACUAGUCCCCAGGCAGGUUUGCAACAACCAGGGGGCAGCUUGAAGUCCAUGAAAGAGCAGUCCACUGACAAAGAUGCAAAAGAGGGUUCAGCUUUGCAGAUUGCUGGUCCUUCUGGAGAAAUUACAGCAGGUUUUUUGUUGAAGAAAAGUGCCAAGUCGAACAGUUGGAGCAAGAGAUGGUUUGUUCUAAAUGAAAAGAGUGGAAAGCUUGGUUACACCAGGAAACAAGAAGAAAGGCAAUUCCGUGGUGUUAUCACAUUAGAGGAGUGUAAUGUUGAAGAGCCUUUGGAUGUGGAAGAAACCAAAAGUUCGAAGGACUCAAAAAAAUCUUCUGGAUCGGAGUCUGGGAAAGGUCCUAGCCUUGUAUUCAAGAUAACCAGCAAGGUUCCAUAUAAGACUGUUAUGAAAGCUCAUAGUGCUGUUGUAUUGAAGGCUGAGAAUAUGGCUGACAAGACAGAGUGGGUAAAUAAGAUUAGGAACAUUACCCAGCCUUCUAAUGGAAUUUCUGGGAAAGGGAAAGGGACAUCUGCUUCUGAAGCAGGAACUGUUAUAAGGCAAAGUCUUUCGGAUGGCUCCUUGGACACCAUGACAAGAAGACCUGCUGAUCCAGAGGAAGAGCUUAGGUGGAUGUCUCAAGAAGUUCGUGGUUAUGUAGAAGCUGCUAUGAAUAGUCUUGCUGCAAAUGUUCCGAAGGCUGUUGUGUUAUUCCAAGUGGAGAAAGCAAAGGAAGAUAUGCUGAACCAAUUAUACAGCUCUGUGAGUGCUCAAAGUGCAUCAAGGAUUGAAGAAUUACUUUUAGAAGACCAAAAUGUCAAACGAAAGCGUGAGCGUGCUCAAAAGCAAUCCUCUCUUCUAUCAAAGCUUACUCGCCAACUAGGUAUCCAUGACAACCGGGCUGCUGCUGCUAGCUGGUCCAAUGGGGGCAAUGGAGAAGCCAGUACGCGAACCAGCGCACCUUCGGGUGAUGAUUGGAGAUCUGCAUUUGAUGCUGCAGCAAAUGGUCCCACGAAUUUCUCGAGAUCAUUUGGUGAUUCUCGGUCCAACAGUGUCAAUGGUCACAGCCGGCGAUAUAGUGAUCCGACACAGAAUGGUGAUGAGAACUCAGGCUCGAACUCUGGCAGCCGACGCACACCCAAUCGUUUGCCACCACCACCACCCUCUCAAGGAGGUUCAUCAUCAAUGUAUAAAUACUAGGCAGUUUGUCGUCUAACCAAUGGCUUUUUUUUUUCUCCUCCUUGAUGAUGAUGUGUGUGUUUUUUUUAAUUUUUAUUUGGUGCGCAUCUUUUUGUGCUUUUCCGUUUUUGAGUGGGCUCUUUCAGGCUGGAAAAACUGCAACGAUGUGUACCCUACGUUCUUAGACAACUAUCAUCUAUAUAUAUAAUUUCGUUUUCUUUGGUUUC
This is a messenger RNA of Dioscorea cayenensis subsp. rotundata (Guinea yam), 3177 nucleotides long. Its product is annotated as dynamin-2A-like. The record is from RefSeq and is a predicted model, not a curated record. The transcript has 22 exons. Gene Ontology annotation, molecular function: GTP binding; microtubule binding; GTPase activity. Gene Ontology annotation, cellular component: cytoplasm; microtubule; membrane. Lineage: Eukaryota; Viridiplantae; Streptophyta; Magnoliopsida; Dioscoreales; Dioscoreaceae. Bases 164 to 2971 code for a protein of 935 amino acids.